GGUGUGGGACUGGGAGAUGUUCAACCCCAUUAAAGAACAAGCACGAAACAUAAAAUAAUGCGAAUAGUGCGUAUUGUUGUACAAUGUGCUUUACUUUUCAAGUUAGUUUUUGAGGCAUCUUUUCUGAUAUAGGAACAUGAAUAAGAGAUAAAGAGAAUAAUAGAAACUUGGGACUUCACUAAGGUUACAGGAUUUAUGCUAAUACUGUAAUAUUAAUGCUAGCUAAUUCAGAGAUUAAUACCGGUAUAAUUAAGUAGAAUCCAAGCAAGUUAAAUUACAAACGUACGUAGCGAUAUGAUAUGCUGCUUAGAAUCAGAGCUUUUUCAUACUUUGAAGCAAGGAAUGAUUCCCAUGGGAAUUUUUCUAGUAUAAAGGUAACCAUGGUCUAAUUUCUACACAACUGAGACAUCUCAGAUACAAUAUUAAUGGUGAUUCAUCAGCGAUUUUUCGCCACUACUUUGCUGUUUUUACUUGCAUUUGCCUUGAAUUGUCAGAACAUGGUAUUUGCAACAAGGGAACUGCAAAUCAAGGGGAACUGCAGCUAUGUAAUUACCAUAGAAACCAGUUGCACCAAGAAUGCUGGCACAUCUAACCACGUCAGCCUACGUUUUGGGGACUCAAAAAGCAACGACGUUUUAGUCCGACCGCUUAACAGGAAGCACGUCAAAUGGGUAGAUAAAAUGGAUCAAAGUGUUUUAGAUGAUGUACCAAGGAAACCAUUCCAGCCUUGCAAUGUUGAUGAAUUUCAGGUUGAUGGACCCUGUGUGGAUACAACCAUCUGCUACUUGUAUCUAAAACUGACAGGAUCAGAUAACUGGCGUCCCGGUUUCGCCCAAGUCCGGGUUCUAGAUAAAGCCCGUUUUAAUUCGGAUUAUUUCUAUUUCCGUCGUUAUCUCCCUAGGCAUGUGUGGCAUGGUUAUGACUUGUGUGAUAGAGAAGUCACUCCUUUUGGUAUCAAGCAUAAAAGGAAGAUUUUUCAUUAACUUGGAACUUUACCUUGUUACGUAAAGGAUCAUGCACCGUAAGCUUCAGUUUUUCCAUCUAGGCAGCUACCUUGUGAAAGAACUAAUCAUCUCUGAAUAAUAAUUUCAUCUUCUUUUUCUUUA
Molecule: messenger RNA, 1106 nt
Organism: Spinacia oleracea (spinach)
Lineage: Eukaryota; Viridiplantae; Streptophyta; Magnoliopsida; Caryophyllales; Amaranthaceae
Product: embryo-specific protein ATS3A
Exons: 2
Coding region: 426-983 (185 amino acids)
Molecular function (GO): protein binding
Source: RefSeq, a predicted model, not a curated record